CCCCCUACACAGAAGCUCUGACCACUCACCACAUACACACCCAUUGGCCCAUGAUAACAUUCCUUUUCCUACGUAUUAAGUAUUCAGGUCUCCCUUGCCAGGCUAGUCUUUGCUGCUCCCAUGCUACUGUAUUACCCUGCGAGACUUGUACAGACCUAGAGGUCCUGCACUUCUGUCUCAUGUGGCCCUUGGAAGCUCAGUCCACACAACUACAACCUGAAGGGCUGAGUAUGGUGGCACAGGGAUGCACACACUGUGAGCCUGUGUGCCCUCUGUGUAGGGCAUCAUCUCAGACUGGAGCUAAUAGCUCCCUCUUCACCCCAUGGUAUUAAGUCUAUCUCGGGAUGUGCCACCUUUUGAUUUCUCCACAGAAAUCAGCAAAGUCGAUAUUAGGGCUGCUCUCUGCAGUUUUGAAUAGUGUUAGCUUUAUUGUGGAUUUGUUGUUUCAGAAUGCAAACGAAGGAAGAAAACCAAACUAUAGACUUAAGUUUAAAGCCGUUAGCUUCCAAUGAAGUAACAGUGAUUCGGGGAAAAACACACGUGGGAAGGACUGAGCAAGAGCAGCACCAAACAGAGCAGAGCUUCUGCCUGAGUUCAAACCCUGUUGGCCCCCAUAAGCUUCCGGUCACAAAGCACCAGACAGCUUCUGGUGGGGACAGACCAUACAUGUGCAUCCAGUGUGGGAAAUGCUUCAGUCGGAGUUCCCAUCUCCUUCAGCAUCAGCGAAUCCAUACUGGUGAGAAACCCUAUGUAUGCAACAUUUGUGGGAAAGCAUUCAGCCAGAGCUCAGUCCUCAGCAAGCACAGGAGAAUCCACACGGGUGAGAAGCCCUAUGAAUGUAAUGAGUGCGGAAAAGCCUUUAGAGUGAGCUCAGACCUUGCUCAGCACCACAAGAUACACACAGGAGAGAAGCCCCAUGAGUGUCUAGAGUGUCGCAAGGCUUUCACGCAGCUCUCACAUCUCAUCCAGCACCAGCGGAUCCACACCGGGGAGAGGCCGUACGUGUGUCCCUUGUGUGGGAAAGCCUUCAACCACAGCACUGUGCUGCGGAGCCACCAGAGGGUACACACUGGGGAGAAGCCUCAUGGGUGCAGUGAGUGUGGCAAGACCUUCAGUGUGAAGAGGACACUGCUGCAGCACCAGCGGGUCCACACCGGAGAGAAGCCCUACACGUGCAGCAAGUGUGGCAAAGCCUUCAGUGACCGCUCUGUCCUCAUCCAGCACCACAACGUGCACACUGGAGAGAAGCCUUAUGAGUGCAGCGAGUGCGGCAAGACCUUCAGCCAUCGGUCAACCCUGAUGAACCAUGAGCGUAUCCACACCGAAGAGAAGCCCUAUGCCUGCUAUGAGUGCGGGAAGGCCUUUGUGCAGCACUCACAUCUGAUCCAACACCAGCGGGUACACACAGGGGAGAAACCCUAUGUGUGUGGGGAGUGCGGACACGCUUUCAGUGCUCGCCGGUCUCUGGUCCAGCAUGAGAGAAUUCAUACAGGCGAGAAGCCGUUCCAGUGUACCGAGUGUGGCAAGUCCUUCAGCCUAAAGGCAACUCUGAUCGUGCAUCUGAGAACCCACACUGGUGAAAAGCCCUACGAGUGUAACAGCUGUGGCAAGGCCUUCAGCCAGUACUCAGUGCUCAUCCAGCACCAGCGUAUACACACAGGGGAGAAGCCCUAUGAGUGUGGGGAGUGUGGGCGUGCCUUCAAUCAGCACGGGCACCUGAUCCAGCACCAGAAAGUACACAAGAAGCUGUGAGGUGGGCUGGGAAUGUGGCUCAGUGGUAGAGUGCUUGCUUAGCA
This is a messenger RNA of Dipodomys spectabilis (banner-tailed kangaroo rat), 1796 nucleotides long. RefSeq names its product zinc finger protein 250-like. NCBI's taxonomy places the organism in Eukaryota, Metazoa, Chordata, Mammalia, Rodentia, Heteromyidae. The record is from RefSeq and is a predicted model, not a curated record.